AUGGCUUGGUGUCUUGUUAGCAGUGCUGGCACAUCGCAGUAUCUACAGCCCUCAAUGAUGUUCAUUGGGCGGGAAGACUGUGAAAUUAUACUACAGUCCCAUUCCAUCGAUAAACGUCAUGCUGUCAUCAAUUUUGAUCAGUUUGACAAUGUUUAUACCUUAAAAGAUGUUGGCAGUCUAAAUGGGACCUUUGUUAAUGAAAGCCGUAUUCCAGAGCAGACUUAUGUGACUCUACAGGGUGGUGAUACUAUAAGAUUUGGCUACGAUCCUCAUGUCUAUCGUUUUGAGAAAGCUGGUCGUGUAGACUUCACUGAUCUCAGCCCGGUUAAUGACAAAAAUAUGGAUAAUAUGGGAUAUACAGAACAAGAGACAAUAGAGAACACUGAAAAAGAAAGAAAUUCUGUAAAACUGUUACAGAAAAGUCGUAAUUCUCCAUCAAAUGGCAUAGAGUCAGACGGGAUAAAAGAAUCUGGUAUAACUAAAAAAAGUCAUUUAAAGAAACUAUUGACACCAGGUUACCAUGGCAGCCCCUUAUAUGGUCAGCCAGCAUGGUGGGGUGAAGAGAAAGAGGAUCAAGGUGCACAAGAAGUUCCUGCACAGAAAAUACCCAAUGGGAAGAAUGAAAAGUCAGUUGAGAUGAAAAGUCUAGAUAACAAUGAAAAGAUUUAUCAUCGUACAUCAACCGAUCUUAAACCCGCAGAACCCAAACAAGAUGAGCUGGACGAAAGUCAAAUAAAUAUUGUCACUACUGGUGAAAAACAUGCUAGUUUCACGAUUGAAUUCAAUGAAAAAGACGCUACACCAAAGUUAGGAUUACAAGACAGCCUUAGUAAGUUUAUACCUUCAAAAGUUAGGGAGAAAAUUGAUGAAAAUGGAAGGAUAAUGGAAGAAAAGAGAAUUCUGAGGAAAAUAGAAGAGCAUCUUGAUAUGAAGCCUGAGAGAUUACCAACUGGUAGAAACAGUGCAGGUAUGAGACAUGAAAGGGCAGAGAAAUAUCGUCAGAGGAAAAUCCAAACUACGGACAUGUUGACAGGUGAUGUAUUACAAUCUGAUAGCGACCUUGACAAUGUGAUGGAGUCGGAUGAACUUGUAGAUAGAAUUUUCACCGAAAAUAGAUCAUCAAGACCAAAAAGCAGCACUGGAUCUAUUUUGGAGCAUGUGGAGAUGAAUGAAACCGUGGCAACGCAGCAAUACAGAAGUUACAAAACAAACUCAUUGAGUAGAUCAAAGUCAAUGCCAAGUAGUAAGACUAAACCCAGAGUGCAUCGGAAAAUGCCUCACCAUCCACAGUUUAAGGAGCAGGAUGAGGACAAUAUCAGUGAGACUGGUACUUACACAAUACAAGGUGAUAGGAAGUCAAAGGAAGAAUUAGAAGCCAGGAAAAAAAUUGAUGUUGUAUUUGGUAUUCAUAAAGCAAAUAUGAAGGAAAACACUAGAAAUAGUGGGCUGGAAAGAAAACCUGAGAAUAUUACUGAAACAGUAGUGAAUACACACAAAGCUGUAUCGCCAAAUACAUCUCCUGACUGGGGAACACAGUGGUCUGGACAUAAUGGUAAAGAAACACAAAUGACUGAGAAAAUUGAAGAGAAAACCAGACAACAUGCUGUGGAGAUAAGCAAAGUAGUGGACAAAAAAAGUGAUGAAGAAAAAUCACCAAGCAAGGAAUCAUUAAAGUUACUGCAGAGGAAGAGAUCGCGUGGACGAAUGCUACCCCGAACUCCAUCAGGAGAUUCACCUACAGUAUCACAAAGGUCAACGACCCCAAGUGAUUAUUCACAGUACAGUAAUGCGAGUGAUAAAGAUAGAGAAGAUCUGUCAAUUGUGAGUGACAUAGUGUCUCCCACCAGUACGGCUGUUAAUAAACCAAAGUUAGAUAGUGAUGCUAUCAGCAUUGAUACAAAUAUAUUAUUACAGGACACUGAAACUGUUAUGGCAACGAUACAGAAUAAAUAUGUACGACACUAUGACGAAUGUCCAUCUUUGGAUGCCAGUUUUGCUGAAUCGUCGUUUGACGACUAUUCAAUGGCAUCGUCAGAAAUGGAUAUCGAGUCUGAUUUUGAUACAUCGAGUAAUGUCAGUUUAGUUGAUGGUGACUCGUGCACUAGCAAACCCAAAACUCCUAGGAAUAUCAUGGAAGGUUCUAACUCUCGUACACUUACAAAACAUGGUGCGCAAAGUACUCGAACAAGUAAGACCACUGCAACACCAAGGCGCAGAGAAACUACAAGAAAACCUGGUGAUUCCACUAGAAAGCCACCCAGUGAGUCUUCAAGAAAACCCAGUGAUUCGUCCAGCUCUGCAGUAUGGAAUCGUUUAUCAAAACCAAAUCGUCAUAAAAUGAAAGAUGGAUCAGUUGUGUCUGAUUGUUUAAGUGACAGUACAAAAACAAUUAGCCAUCGAAACAGUUCUGAUACUUUGUCAAAAAAGAGUCGAACAUCUCCUACUAUUCAACCACGCCAAACAAGAACAACAGCUUUACGAAAGUCAAGAUUUGGAGACAAAGAUCGUGACAGUGGUAGUGAAUUAACUGAUCAUUCCGCAAGAUCCAGCCCAGAAAAGAGAUUAAAUUCAUCCACAACAUCAGUUCAGAGAAAAAGGGAGACUUACUCAAAUAAGGAUAGACCUCACAGGGGCCCACCAAGAACAACUCAUCGAACAAAACUGGGAGAAACUGACUGGAAAAGUGAAACAAGUUUAGGCGGUGUUAUUGUGAAAAAGGCAAUGGAAAACAGGGCUUCUUCUUCUCAGAAUCUUGCCAAUACUACAAAAACUUCCUCUGUAGAUAAACUACGUUUUGGAAGUGGACCAAGUGCCUUUAAACCAGUUACAAGUAAGGAGGAAAGUACUUAUCAGCAGAAGAAAGGUAGUUCGUGGAGGAGGUACGAGAGUAGCGAUGCAUAUUCUGUAUCGGACAGUGAAUCAACGCAGACAACUGUGUAUGACAGACAUUCUAAUAGUGUCUCUGAACCGGAAGACAACUAUGAUGACAUCCGUAGAAUGAAAGGUCGAUUUGAUGGAAAACAUGCUGCUGAAAUUGCCAAAAUAUCCAGUACACUAGCUGACGAUUUGAGUAAAAUGGCGAAAGGAGCAACUAUAAACCCCAUAGAUGCCUCUGCCUCUAGAGAUAAUUUAUUAUUUUAUUAUGUGUCUUUACUGGAUGAUAUGUUUACUGAUGACAUCACAACAACACCAUCAAGUAUUUCUGGAAGAUCUACAGUAUCAGCAUCUACCACCGCUUCCUCUCCUGACAAUAGAAAGAAAGAAUCAUCUGUUAGUAGAUCAACCUCCUUCACCAUGGGAACAGCCAAGAAAAGACCGGAGAGUUUAAAUCUGAAUGAUAAGUACGGUCUAGAAAGCAGCUUACCAAAACGAAAGCAGUGGCAGAUGGAGCCUUUUGACAACCUGGUGCUAUCAUCAAUUCACCAACUCUCAAUAAAACUGAAAAAAUCUGCACAAAGAGUCUCCUGUAAAGUUGAGUGA
Messenger RNA from Saccoglossus kowalevskii, 3480 nucleotides. RefSeq lists its product as uncharacterized. NCBI's taxonomy places the organism in Eukaryota, Metazoa, Hemichordata, Enteropneusta, Harrimaniidae. The record is from RefSeq and is a predicted model, not a curated record. Gene Ontology annotation, molecular function: protein binding.